Molecule: messenger RNA, 2805 nt
Organism: Clavispora lusitaniae ATCC 42720
Lineage: Eukaryota; Fungi; Ascomycota; Pichiomycetes; Serinales; Metschnikowiaceae
Gene: MCM6
Product: MCM DNA helicase complex subunit
Biological process (GO): mitotic DNA replication; DNA replication initiation; double-strand break repair via break-induced replication
Cellular component (GO): nucleus; MCM complex
Molecular function (GO): single-stranded 3'-5' DNA helicase activity; single-stranded DNA binding; ATP binding
Source: RefSeq, a predicted model, not a curated record
AUGUCAAACUUUGUUUCGUCUCCAAGGAGUAUUCCGUCGGAUGCUGCUCAACUUCUCGAUUCUUCCCGUAUAUCUUCGUCUCUUGGACGAUCGGCAAACUCGCCUCUGAGUAGCCAGCCCAAUAUCAAUUUUAGUGAUGCUCUGCAAAGUCAAGGUGCAAGGGAGCGUGAUGUUAGAAUGCCCGCUUCAAUAAGGAGUGCUGUGGAAGUGCCUAAGGUGGUGGAUGUUACUGGUGAAAAAGUAAGAGAAUCCUUUGAACAAUUCAUUGAAGAAUUUGUCGACGAAAGUUCAGCCGAUGAUGAAUGGCUGGGCAAAAUUUAUUUGGCUCAGAUUGAAAGUAUGCGUGUUUUUGAGUACAGCACCUUGUAUGUGGAUUACCAGCACUUAGUUGGAAGAGAGAAUGGUGUUUUGGCUACAGCUAUAUUGGAACAGUAUUAUCGUUUCAAUCCUUUUCUAUUGAAAGGUUUACACAGAUUAUUAAAGAAGUAUGCGCCAUCGUUACUAUACAUGAACCUAUUAGGAAAUACUGGAGAAGAUGGUAAACAGGCCCACGAUAACUCGUCGUCUACUUCUUCUGGUUCUACGGUCAAUGAGAGAGUAAUUCAGAUUUCGUUUUUCAAUUUGCCAGUGACCCAUAGAAUCCGUGACAUUCGUACGGACAAGAUUGGCUCUUUGAUGGCGAUUUCUGGUACUGUAACCAGAACUUCAGAGGUCAGACCAGAAUUGUACAAGGCCUCAUUCACUUGUGACAUGUGUUCCGCUGUGGUCGAUGGUAUUGAACAGGUUUUCAAAUACACCGAACCCACAGCUUGUCCUUCAUGUCCUAACCAAUCAUACUGGACCUUGAAUGUCGCUAAAUCCCAAUUUAUUGAUUGGCAAAAAGUUCGUAUCCAAGAGAAUUCUAAUGAAAUCCCAACUGGAUCCAUGCCACGGACUUUGGAUGUUAUAUUGCGUGGCGAAGCAGUGGAAAGAGCAAAUCCUGGUGAUAAAUGCAAAUUUACUGGUACUGAAAUAGUUAUUCCUGAUGUUUCUCAGUUAGGAUUGCCUGGAAUUAAGGCGCAAUCUAUAAAAGAAAGUGCUGGGAAUGCAUCCGGUUUAAACUCUGGUGUUUCUGGGUUGAAGUCUUUGGGAGUGAGGGACCUCACUUAUAAGCUUGCGUUCUUUGCAUGCCAUGUUAGCUCGCUUAUUCUGAAAGCAUCGGGAGGUGAAAGUGGAGAAAGAGAAGUCGAAUUUCAAGGUCCAAAUGACCAAGAAGCGCUUUUGAAUUCCUUAUCCGAUUCUGAAGUUUCUCAGCUCAAGGAAAUGGUGAAAGAUGAGCAUGUUUACGACAAAUUGGUACGUUCUGUUUCUCCAGCUGUGUUUGGACAUGAGACCAUCAAGAAGGGAAUUUUGCUUCAAUUGUUGGGAGGUGUACAUAAACAGACAGUCGAUGGUAUCAACUUGAGAGGUGACAUCAACAUCUGUGUUGUGGGAGAUCCCUCCACAUCUAAAUCUCAGUUUUUGAAGUACGUUUGCAACUUUUCCCCUCGUGCCGUUUACACAUCUGGUAAAGCAUCUUCAGCUGCCGGUUUAACUGCCGCUGUCGUUAAAGACGAAGAAACCGGUGAAUACACUAUCGAAGCAGGUGCGUUGAUGUUGGCAGAUAAUGGUAUUUGUGCGAUUGACGAGUUUGACAAAAUGGACAUCACCGACCAAGUGGCCAUUCAUGAAGCAAUGGAACAGCAAACCAUUUCCAUUGCAAAAGCUGGUAUUCAUGCCACUUUAAAUGCCCGUACGUCUAUCUUGGCAGCCGCUAAUCCAAUUGGUGGUAGGUACAAUCGAAAAAUGGGAUUGCGUGCUAACUUAAACAUGACUGCGCCAAUCAUGUCGAGAUUCGACCUAUUUUUCGUUGUAUUAGACGACUGUAAUGAGAAAAUUGACACUCAAUUGGCAUCUCACAUUGUGGAUUUACAUAUGUUGCGUGACGAAGCGAUUGAUCCACCUUAUACUGCCGAACAGUUAUCGAGGUAUAUUAAGUAUGCCAAAACAUUCAAGCCUAAGAUGACCAAGGAUGCUAGGGAUUUUUUGGUGGCCAAGUACCAGGAACUUAGAAGUGAUGAUGCGCAGGGCCUCGGUAGAUCCUCGUACCGGAUUACUGUGAGACAAUUGGAGUCGAUGAUUAGAUUAUCUGAGGCUAUCGCCCGGGCGAAUUGUACAGAAGAGAUUACUCCUACCUUUGUUUCUGAGGCGUAUGACUUAUUACGUCUGUCUAUCAUAAGAGUGGAAAUGGAUGAUAUUCAGAUUGACGAUGAAAUUGAUGAUGUUGCCAUGCACGAUGACGAUGAUGAGGGAGGCGAAGAUAAUGAAGAUGCCGGUCGCCCUGAGCUGAACUAUAACGCCCCUGAUUACUCAGGAAGAACUCAAGCUAGAAGAGCACCAAAGGCCACUAUAAACUAUGACAAGUAUGUGGCCAUGAUGAACCUCAUUGUGAAAAAAAUCUCCGAUGAUGAUUCGCUUGGUGGUGAGGGACUAACGAAGGAUGAAAUCGUGGAUUGGUAUCUUCAUCAAAAGGAAGAUGAUUUAGAAACGGAACAGGACUAUCAUAAUGAGAGAGCUCUAGCGUACAAGGUAUUAAAACGGUUGGAAAAGGAUAGAAUUUUGAUGUCGGUAACGCAAAACAUCAAUGAUGAUGUUCUUCCCGGGGAUGAAUAUGAUCGGGCACAACAGGCUAGUCGAACCGUCUACAUCAUUCAUCCAAACUGUGCGAUUUUGGACUUCUUCGAUAACCAAACCACCGAAAGGGACAAUGAUGUUGGCGAAGAAUAA